AUGGAUCCACAAAAAAGGCUGACCCUUAUUUCCAAACAUCUUUUAAGCAGAUUUCCUGAGAUUCCUAUAUCGGACACCUUAACUUCAUAUAGAAAAAAAACAAGUUUUGAUUCAAGCUCUCUAAGGAAUUUAAUAUAUGGAGGACGGAGUUCUAUAGUUGAAGAAAUGAUUUCUUAUAUGAUGGAAUCACAGUCACUUUUUGACCAUUAUAAAGAAACACAUUUAUCGAUCCCUGAGUAUCGUGAGCUAAUUCUUCGCCAAAUAUUAGCUACUUAUGGGAAAAUAUUGUCAAAUCCUUCAUAUAAUAAAGAUGAUAUCAAUCAUAUAAUGGCUGUGUUGCAUGGCAUGAAUUUGUAUUCACAGUCUUUUGCAGCCAGAUUAAUGGUUCAUCUUAUUUUAUAUAUACAGAUUUUUGCUAAAUUUUGGCAAAUCAAUAUUAUUCAAUUUUUAUAAUGAAAUAUUCAAAACUAUACAAGUAUAUAAGUAUACAUUUUCGAUUGAAUUAUUAGGCACAGAAAAGCAUAAAUUAUUAAUAGAAAAUGGAAGACUAUUAAAAGAUUAUGGCUGCUUUGGGAUGACUGAAUUAGGGCAUGGCACUAAUGUGGCAGCCUUAGAAACCACAGCUGUUUAUGAUCAUAAAACCCGCGGAUUCAUUUUGAACAGCCCAACCUCUACAAGUGCUAAAUGGUGAAUAGGAGCAAUGGGAAAAACAGCUGACAUGGCAGUCAUUUUCGCUCAACUUUUUGUUGAAGGAGUCAAUAGAGGAGUUCAUGCUUUUGCAGUCAGAAUAAGAAAUAAAACAACUCAUGACCCUAUGCCUGGAGUUACUGUUGGCGACUGUGGGAUGAAAAAUGGUCUAAAUGGAAUUGACAAUGGCUUUAUACUUUUUAAGGAUUACUUCGUCCCAUAUGAUGCCCUUCUUGACAGAAUUAGCCAUAUCUCUAAUGAAGGAAAAUUCAAAAGCAUUAUAAAAAACAAUGAAAAAAGACUAGGAAUCAUGCUACUUAGCUUAAUGGGAGGAAGAAUUUCUUGUAUUGGUAGCACAUCAAUAUCUAUGCAUUUGUCAUUAACUAUAGCUAUAAGAUGGACAUUUUUUUAGUAGGAAGGUUUUGAUAAAGUGGCAUUUCCUAGUAAAAGCUUGGCUUUUUUUUCCAUGUAAGACAUUUAUCGAAGCUUAACGUAUUUUUUAGAGAAAAUGUCUCGCUAUCGAAAAAUUUGGACCAAACCUAAAAAGGAAACAUGCAAAAUAUUCCUAGCCGCUAUAAGAUUUUCAGCAACCCGAAAACAAUUUUCAUCAACUGGUGUUAAGGAUACAGAAUCUGCUGUAAUUGAAUAUCAGACCCAAAAAUAUCGAAUAUUCCCUCAUUUAGCGAAAUUUUUUGUUUUUAUCUCUUCUUAUCAUAAAGUAAAAUCUUGGGCUCUUUCUUUAAAACAAAAAAUAUUAAAUGACCCAGAAAAUGAAGAAAUCACAGAAAUUCAUGCAAUUUUAGCCUCUAUGAAGCCCGUCGGGACUUGGUACGCAAAUGAAACUAUUCAAGCCUGUAGAGAAGCCUGUGGAGGGCUAGCGUAUUCAGUAUAUUCUCAGUUCGCAAGGAUUAGAAAUGAUCAAGACAUUCAAGUGACUUGGGAAGGAGACAAUCACGUUUUAUUGCAGCAGACAGCAAGAUUUAUAUUGAAGCAGUUCCAAAAGUACUUUAAAGGAAUAAGAAUAACUGUUCCAACCCUGAGCUUUAUGAUACCUGAUUCAGAAAAACUAAAAGAACUCAAGGGAAGCUUUUCCAGUUUAGAGGACCUAGAAAAUAUUGACUGUUUGGUAAGCAUGCUUGAAUAUAAAUUUAAUUACCUUUUGCACGAGGCUAUAGCAAGAAUUAAAGAAAAUGCUGGCAAAUAUUCAGAGAUUUCCCAAACAUGGAAUAAUUCUCACUCCAUCCCCUUUUAAAUUGCAGCAAAGCAUGAUAAAAUUUGUAUUUUUUUGAUACUUUAACACCCCUUUAUUUAGAAUGAUUUUUUCAAUAGGAAAAUUUAACGAUGAGAAUACUAAUUUUUAUAAAAUUAGUUUUGAUCUAAUUAUAUAGAUAGCAUAAAAGUAGAGCGUUAUUUAAACAAUUUUCACACUAAGUAGAUUUACAUUUUUAUUUGAUUCUUCAUAAAAUAAAUUAAAAUUUAAAGUAUUGGACUACGCCCUUCCUAUAGAUGGCGCAUUGCGCGCCAUCUAUAGGAAGGGCGUAUUAUUUAUUGCCUAAAUUUCUGAUCAUGCAUAUGCAUGCCAUUUUGAAUUUGGUAUGUAAAAACCGAAUAUGCGUUUCAAAACGCAGAUUUUAGUGCGGCAAAUUCUUAAUUUGAAAUUUCAUAUGAAAAUGGCGCGUAUAACGUCCAUAAGAAAUUUUGCCAACAGAUUAUAUAUAUUUUAGGCACAAUAUUUAAAAUGGCAGUUAGGGAUAGAGUCCUAGUUCUAUUCAUCAGUAGCCUAUUAUACGAGCUUUGUGAGAGAAGUUCAAGCUUCUUGAGAGUCUCAGCCUGAAGAGAGGUUGUCUAUGCUUAGACUGGCAUGGACUAGAGAAGUCUAAAAGGGAUUAAUAGCUUUAACAGUUUGACGGUUUGGCCAAACAACCUAUCGUUGUUCAGAGCUGUUAUUAAAGCUAAAUCUCAAGUUAAAGAGGACUUAAGGCACUGCAGCGCUAGAGGAAUUCACAAAACAUUAAAAUUAAACAUAUUUUUUAACAACUUGAAAAAAAUUUAAGAUUAGGAUACUAAUUUUAAAAUUAGCUUUGACCUAAUAAUAUAAUAGACAAAAUGCAAGUAGAAUGCUAUUAAAACAGUUUUAAAACACAGAAUAGAUUAAUUUUUUAUUUAAAUCUUCAUCCAAAUAAAUUAAAUUCAAAGUAUUGAAGUCAAUUUAUAGUUUUUAAAAUUUUAGAUUAUAUGGCUACAAGAGAUUUUCCCAACAUUUUACUUAAAAAUUUUAAGAAAAGAAGAAAAAAUAAAAAGAUUUAAAAUUGGAUCAGCUCUUAAGAUAAUUAUAAUCUUCUCUCUCUCACAAAAAAUUAAAAAAAUUUAAAAAAAAAAAAGUUAUAAAAUUAAUUUUGGCUUAUUUUUAUGGAAAAAAUACACUAGAAUGCUAUUUAAACAGUUUUCGCUUCGAAUCGAUUUCUUUUUAAUUGCUUCUUGAUAGAAACAAUUAAAAUUUAAAGUAUUGUGCUCAAUUUAUAUUUUUUAAGAUUUAAGAUUUUAAAAAUUAUUUAUUGAAAAAAUAUUCCCCUUUAAAUUGAUACAGGAUUUUUUGUUCCAAUUUAAAAGGGAGUCAGAUUUUUUAUUUGCAAGAAUUGCCAAAAGCUUAUAUUGAAAUAUUUAUGAUAAACACACUUAUAGAAGACCAAGAAAAAUUGGAUAAUUCUGAAACAAAAGAAAUGAUUAAAUGAUUUAUUCAACUAUAUGCCUUAGAGAAAAUCAGAAAAGACUUAGAAAUUUAUAUGGUCAGGUACCUGAGUUAUGAACAAGGAAAAUUAAUAAAAGAUAAAAUCUUUGAACUGUGCGAUAAAAUUGGAAAUUUCGCGGUGGAUUUAAUUGAUGCUAUUGCACCUCCAGAUUUUAUACUGAGUUCUAUACUUGCUAUGUCUGAUGGCCAAAUUUAUAAGCAUAUCAUUUCCACAAUUGAAAAAUCUCCAGAAACUUAUGAAAAAGCAUCUUUUCUAAAGACGAUAAAUGAAAUGAGAACAUUAGCUAAAUAA
Molecule: messenger RNA, 3728 nt
Organism: Blepharisma stoltei
Lineage: Eukaryota; Ciliophora; Heterotrichea; Heterotrichida; Blepharismidae
Source: the annotation of a GenBank genome assembly